Molecule: messenger RNA, 1805 nt
Organism: Cynoglossus semilaevis (tongue sole)
Lineage: Eukaryota; Metazoa; Chordata; Actinopteri; Pleuronectiformes; Cynoglossidae
Gene: mis18a
Product: MIS18 kinetochore protein A
Exons: 5
Coding region: 147-839 (230 amino acids)
Biological process (GO): CENP-A containing chromatin assembly; chromosome segregation
Cellular component (GO): chromatin; chromosome, centromeric region; nucleus
Source: RefSeq, a predicted model, not a curated record
CACGCAUUUCGAAGCCCAGUGCAUGUAAAUACGCUGUGUACAUGUAAAUAUAUUUCGAAAACACAGUAAAGCAAAAUGUCGAAAACGGAAGUACAUAGUAGUUAAAACCCACGACUGAACUGCCCGCCAACGUUUGAAAGGUCUAGAUGGUGAAGAUGGCGGAUAGAGUAAACUGCUCAAAGCCCAAACAACGGCAGAAAUUAGGGAGCAGCGGUUUUCAGCCGAAUAAGGCUGAGCCCGUUGUGGUUUCAGGGAACAUCGUUAAACACAACUCCAGGAAGACGAACGCCACAUUUGAAGCGUCCAGCAUUAACGCAGAAAUGGUCGAGGAGCAACUGCUUGGAUCGGACAACGAAGACACCGAUGGACAUGUUGUCUUUAUCUGCGGAAAAUGCAAGUUACCUGUCGGAGACUCCAUGUCCUGGGACGGAAGUGAGGACGAACAAAACCAGAUACGACUGAAAAGUGUCACUGAAAAUGUCAAGAUUGGAAAAGAAAGCCGACUUUAUGAAGCAGGAAAGGAGUCGCCGUGUCUGGUCACAGACCUUUUCUGCCGAGGCUGCCACACUUUGCUCGGUAUGAUUUACAGGUCCACUCCCAAGAAUCUGGACCACAAGAGAUUUGCUUUCUGUUUCAACGUGGCUGACAUUGACAGCUACAUGCUCGGCUCGGCGAGCCAGACUUUGGCAGCAGAGGGCCCCAAAGAGCAGCUGCUCACACUGGAGUACAGAAAGACUGUUGAACAGGAGCUUUCAAAGAUGAAAAUGCUGGUCAUAUCCAUGGCUAAGAGGCUGGAGGAAAUUGAAGUUGGCAUUCAGGAGGGAUUUGAAGAGUCAUAAAAAUGAUGGAUGUCGACCUUUUUUGGGUGGGUCUUGUCUGGGUUUUCUACUUCUUCUUCUUUUUUUUUCUUCUCCUCCUCCAAAAUUUACAUUUAGGUCCCCUUAUCUCUCGGGUGCUCCCACAGUAGCACAUUUUGUCCUGCCGCUCACCUUGUACACUCGCAGCCUCCGAGCAGCUUUGUCCCGAUUACCAUUGGUGAAACAAAGAGCACCUGCACUCGUAAUCAAUCACGCUGUCAGCUCGGCCCCGGCGGCUGGUGCCACAGUCUCCUCUCUGUGUCUCGGCUGCACAGUGAUGGUGCGCUGCAGAGGCUUCACGGUUACGUGUGAAGGAUCUCAUCAAGCAGGCUGCACGCUCAGCACUUUGCCGUAUCGAUCGGGCCACUCAGGGUCACACCACACUUUUCUUUGUUCCCCGCCUCAUGUGUGGAGUCUUGAAGAAGAAAACAGGAUUGGGACAUGUUUUCAGAGGCCAGAAGAGAAGAAACUAAAAAAAAAGAGGGAAAAAAAAAGAAUUGCUAUCUGUCAACUGUCAUGAACUCAUGUGUCCAAUUGUGUCACAUUUUUUCCUCUCUGGUGCUCUGUUGUGCUUGCUUGCCAACAGCCAAACAACAAACGAGUGUCUAAAAUGUUUCCACUGAUUAGCAAAGAGGCGAUUUAAUGAUGAGCUCUAUUUAGAGCGCCCUCUGCUGAAUGAUACUGUACAUGAGUCUCAUUUUUAACAUUAUCUAAAAAUUCUGAUCCAGCUGCAGUAUCAAUUUUGUCCAGUAGGUUCUGACUCCUAUUGGCUCAAGUUGUUCAAUCUCGUCAGAACUUUAUGAACAAAAAAGAGAGAUACCUUCUUGCGUGAUAAGCUGUCUGAGAAUGAUCGUGUUAUUUCGCCUAGAAAGUUACUAAAUUAAAUGUUCCAAAACUAGACAUUAACUCGAAUGUAUUUCUAUACCCCAAUAAAAAUAUCAAACUCUU